AUGGCUGCCACCUCGAACGGAGUUGAUUCACAUCCCACGGAAAGCAAGACAUGCACACCAAAAGCCUCCUUUUCCUUGGAAAAUAUCUUGGGAAAUGACCAUGAAUCCAUAGAGCAUCCGGGAGCCGUUAAUGGGAGUGGCAGUGUUGCGAGCGGAUGGGACGAAGAGCAGACCAAAAGGCCUAUAUCGGACGGUUACUGUGUUGAAUGCGAAGAUCAGCCUGCUCAGAUUCUCUGUGAACAAUGUGCCGAUUCCUUUUGUGAAGUUUGUUUCGCCGCUCAGCAUCGGAAAGGAUCCAGAAAGAGCCAUAACACGAAAUUACUACGCGAUUUGAAAGACCCUUCACCGCAGAAAAAAGAACCGAAUGAAGCCGACGCCGACGUUUCGAUGGAAAUUGGGACUGACAAUGACUCGGAGGGCGAAGACUGGGAACCAGUUAUUCCCGGUAGGGCCCCUGCAGAAUCACUUAACUCCCAGUCCGCUGUUUGCUCCAAGGUCGGCGAAUGGUUUGUGGAGCGUUCCAUGUAUAUUCCACUGCGCCUCACUCUCGGCGAGCGCAAGUACUUGCGGCUUCUGGAGGCAGCGCUCUCGGUGUCAGAGUACACAGACAAGAUAGAUACCCUGGGUUUUGCCCACUCAAAGCCUAAGCGCAUUGUGCACCAAAUUCGCGAGUUGUGUGCCAUCAUGUCGGGCUUGCUUUUGUCUGCGGAUUACAAGCAGGGACAAGAGCUUUUUCAGGACAGGGAUUUUCAGUCGAAUGCAGAAUUCUAUCAAUCGAUUUUUGAGCUCGGCCGAAGACACAAGAUCAUGAAUCCAGACAAAAUGCGAACCACCUACGGUAAACUCAUCUACCUACUUCAGGAUAGCCAAAUGCCUGAAGUCAAAGAACUUUUAAGUUUUACGUGCGUGAAACCCAUCAAGACCGUGCACUCUGUCCUUCAAGAGCAUAAUGCUCUGGAUUUGCUUCACGACGAACUUAUCACAGUGGCCACCAAAGAGAUUUAUUCGGAAGGUCGCUCUCGCAGGGAGAUACAGAAAGAUAUCAAAAGCAAGGAAAGGGCUAUUGAAGUCUUGUCCGCGCGCUACGAACGCCGUGGUCUCAGCCAAGAGAGUCUUCGACAGUGUCUUUACAGCAUAGGCGAUAAUCAUGCAUUCCUAAGGGUCAACAGAGACCCUUGUGAGCGUAUGAUAACUUAUUUAAAAGAACAUUUCCACCCUUCCCAAGCACCGGAUAGCAAGAGCAGCCUGGCCAUCCGGAGUGGCAAAGAUGGUGCACGACUUUCCCAUGAUCACAGCAAACAGUACGCCUAUGUUCUACAAAGUCUUUCCUUGUGGAGGGAGAUCUUGCAUGAUAUGUUCCAUCUUUGGUCGCUCACCGAGGAAGACCUAUUAUCGGAAACUAUUUCAUAUCGCUUGAGAGAUACUGGCCAAGGCCUCAAUCGUGUCCAGGCUUCUCCUAAAACGUCUAGAAUGAUGUAUAGCAUAUUGCACAGAGCCCAGAAAAGCGUUGGGACGUGGAUUGGUUCCAGUGUCAUCCAUAUGGGUGACCACAAUGUCCCAAACGCACUCCUCUUCAUAGAUAAAUACACCCAAAUUUAUCGUAUCCUUCUUCCGGUCUGUAACACACUCUCACAAAUACCUUCCCUCGCAAAGCGGCCCGCUCUCCGAUCCUACAUUGACGAUGAGUUUGGCUCGCCUGAAAAACUCACUCGGGAGAUUCUGGUGGAUUUCUUCAGACACGGUUUCGACGGGUCGGGAGCAGACAACUUCUUUGAUGCUGGGAGUUGUAUCGACGGUCGUCUGACUAGUGUUUGGAACUGGUGUUCAAACUUGGAGAAGAAGAGAUACUUCCCAAUCUUCUUACUCACAGGUUUUGUUGGAUUUGAUGGAGAAUGGUAG
Molecule: messenger RNA, 1899 nt
Organism: Marasmius oreades (fairy-ring Marasmius)
Lineage: Eukaryota; Fungi; Basidiomycota; Agaricomycetes; Agaricales; Marasmiaceae
Exons: 6
Coding region: 1-1899 (632 amino acids)
Molecular function (GO): zinc ion binding
Source: RefSeq, a predicted model, not a curated record